AUGUUGGGCUUGAAAGGUUAUGGCGGGCUGUCUGCGACCAUCGAUGAGGGGAGCUGGCGCGCGCCCUUGACUGAUGUGGAGUCGGAACUAUACAGUUUGCGUUCGGCCGUUGAAACCUCCCAGCGUGGGCUCUCUCAGUUGGAGGCCAAGCUUGCAAGCAAGCUUGAGGUCACGCGUCGCCGUCAGGUUGAUGAUACCUUAGGAGGCUUGGGACCCAUGAUGGACUUCAGGCAGACAGUUACAAAGCUUCAAAGUGAACAGCGUCGCUUCACCACGGAACUCAGUCGCCUGCCCACCGCCCGCGAUGUACAGAGUGCCUUGCAGCGUCACCAAGAGUCGCUGGAGGAACGUUUGGGUGAACGGAUCGGAGCCUUAGAGCAGUCGUUGAAUCACCAGCAGCAGGCUGCCGUCGAGCGCCUGGAGGGUCGUGGCGGUGAGACCUGGCGUAGCUGCUUGCAACGCAUGGCUACCCUGGAGGAAAAGGUGGUCUUGCAAACCGACGUCAGCCGCAUCGUGGAUCGAGUCUUGGGCGAGGUGAGGAAAGCCGGCCCCCAGAUCUUUGGACAGGCCGUGUCCGGCCCAGCAGCCAUUGGUGAAGUACGCAAGGAGAUGAGGAGAUUGGAGUCCAAGGUGGCGGGCCUGGAGGCGCGCGUCAUCGGCAUCGCAGAGGACAGCACUGCGGAGGGCCGCAUCUGGCGCGCUUCGAUCGCAGCAAAGGUUGAGACAUUGGAGCGUGCCAUGCAGGACCACAGCGGACGCCUGGCGGGGGAAGAAACCACGCGGGCCGAGCUGCAGGAGAUGUUCCAGCAGAGUUGCGAGGCUGCGGAGGCUGCAGCUCAACGAGCUCAGCAGAUGGCUUCAGAGGCUGCCAGCCGAGCUCGAGAGGUGGCUUCGGAGGUGAUGGCUUCGAUGGAGGAGUCUCUGACCGAGAGGCUGAAACUUCUGAGUGAUGAAGGGCGACAGCGAGCACUGAACUUGGAGGAUCAGUUCAAGGAAGCCAACCACCGCAUCUCCCUACAGGAGUCAGAUCUGAAACGGAGCAAAGAACGUACUGCGCAGGCGGAGCUGGAGCUAAGCCAACUCACCAAUCGCCUUGCCAGCAUGCGCAUUGACGUAGAUGUGCAGAAGGAACGCUACAAGUCGCAAGAGGAAAAACUUCUGGAACGCGAGGCCGGGCAGCAGGACCACACGCGAUUGAUCCAGAGCCUUCGAAGUGAUUUGGAGGCGCAGGGAGCAAGCAUGCGUGCUCUACUGGAGGUUCUGCAGAUGAGCACUGGCAAACACCCGCUGAUGCUUGAACAAUACUAG
Molecule: messenger RNA, 1308 nt
Organism: Cladocopium goreaui
Lineage: Eukaryota; Dinophyceae; Suessiales; Symbiodiniaceae
Source: the annotation of a GenBank genome assembly